UUAUAAUAUAGCAAUGGUUAAAUUACGGCGUAUUCAAAAAGAAAAUUAUAAAAAAGAAAUUGCACUUGUUCUUCCUGCACUUACUAGAUGGGGAACACAUUUAGAUUGUAUAAAAUUCCUUAUGAAAUCACAAACAGCAAUUCAACAAAUGCUUUUUGAUCCUAGUGUAGCAACUUUAAAUUUAGAUCUUAAAACACGAUUACAAUCUAAUACAUUUUGGGUUGAGCUUAAUACAAUUAUUAAAAUUCUUAAGCCAAUUAUUUCUACAUUAAAAGUAUUUGAAAGUAAUAACUCUACUAUUUCAACAGUUUAUUCUCGUUUUAAUACUAUUUUAUUAGAAAUACAAAAAAUUGAAUAUCCACAUUAUUUUGAAGAAAGCAAGAAAGAUAAAUCUAUUUGUCUAACUACAUUUGCAGAUUUUAUUGCUUUAAAAUAUUCUGCUGAUGAAGCAUCUAAAAUAUAUGCUGAACUAUUAAAAUUUCGUAAUAAACAGACAUCAUAUAAUAAUUUGAUUAUCUGGAACUCAGCAACUCUCGUUAAUUCAGCAACUUGGUGGACUUCUUGGCCUUCUACUGAACUUCAAAAAUUUGCAAUCC
This is a messenger RNA of Racocetra persica, 596 nucleotides long. Lineage: Eukaryota; Fungi; Glomeromycota; Glomeromycetes; Diversisporales; Gigasporaceae. The record is from the annotation of a GenBank genome assembly.